Oncorhynchus kisutch (coho salmon) is the source of this 1677-nucleotide messenger RNA. RefSeq lists its product as uncharacterized. The transcript is spliced from 7 exons. NCBI's taxonomy places the organism in Eukaryota, Metazoa, Chordata, Actinopteri, Salmoniformes, Salmonidae. Gene Ontology annotation, cellular component: membrane. Gene Ontology annotation, biological process: adaptive immune response. Bases 371 to 1384 code for a protein of 337 amino acids. Gene Ontology annotation, molecular function: signaling receptor activity. The record is from RefSeq and is a predicted model, not a curated record.
UCUGUCUGGUGGUGAAGGGGGCAGCUUGGUGGAAACUGGACACAUUUUUACCCCACUCAUUUGGAACAGGACCGAUCUGAACCAUCUUUGUAAGAGGACCACUAGAUGGUCUUGGGUCGUGAACUUGACUUUCCCAAGUAACCGUUUGCAAUAUCUCCCAUGACGUUACAGUGAAUAGUUGGUCAUUUGUGGUUUGAGGUGGAGAAGUUCCUGUAACUUGUCACCAAUUUCCCCUCAUCUGGCUGAGACCCCCCCCAGUUAAGUGAGUCACACUCAACAAUUCUAGUCUAAUACUCCACUUAUGUCUGAGGCUCACUGCAUGCUGCUCAGUGUGUGAUAGCAUCGUCAUAUAAGAACAAGGGAAGUCAUUAUGACUCUUCAUCUGACAGGUGUUUGGCUGCUGCUCAUCACACAUACAGUGUUGGUGUUCUGUGAUAUGGAAUUCCUGGAGAGAACGCAGGGUGCCUCUAUAGAGUUCUACUGUAUCUCUGAGUUCAAUGCCUCCAAGCCCAUUGGGCUCUACCUGAAACGCAAGUGGCUGCAGCCCGAACAAGAGGUCCUGUUCAUGUUUACUGAACAAAAGCCUUCGUUUUACGGUGACGUCAAAGAGCGCAUCCAUGUCACGGGAGACCCGAGUACUCACCGGGUCAACGUGACCCUCAGCCAGCUGAAGGGAACAGACACAGACCUCUACUACUGUGAGUUUGUCUUCCCCGAUGCCUCCAGCGUCGAUCCAAAGAUUCCAAGCAAUAUGGAGUUCUUUCUGUACGUUGACAAUGUUGAAGAUGUCCCAGACAACAAGAUGGAUGUAGGCCUGAUAGAGACGUGCGCCGGGGGGUCAGCUGUCCUCCCCUGCCUCGCCCCCUACGGUUCCCCCUCGGCCAUGGAAGGGGUAUGCCUGAAGAGGCGGUGGGGCCGGGCUCCAGUGGAGGUGCUGUUCCACUCAAAGCGCCCCUCUUCCUCUGCCUCGUUCCCCCCAGAAGAGAGGCUUCACCUGGGCACGGGUCUGGGCGGCCUGGCAUACAACCUCACCCUGCUAAAGAUGCAGCCGGAAGAGAGCGCCUUUUACAGCUGUGAGCUGCUGCUCCCCGGCAGGUCCGACAACAGUGCCAGGCUAGGGAGAUACGUGUACUUUGUGUCUGUGCAAGGUGUUAGGUGUACCUGUACUGGCUACACUCCACUGCUCUAUGCCCUUUCUGCUACUGUGGGGCUGCUAUUCAUCUUCCUUAUGGCCCUGGGAGUGGCUCAUUAUGGUAAGACCCGAGGAGACCGUGUCAAACCGCAGCACCACCAGGUUUCCAUCUACGAGGAGAUGGUUGGGGUGCGGCCCCCCAACCGGAAUGGAAGAGUGUCUCCCUCUUACCACCCGAGGCCCCCCCUCUGAGUUCUCAACAGGAAAACCACAGAGAGGCCCGAAGAGUCACCGCUAGUAUCUGAAACUGCGAGGAACAAGGUCUGCCCAAUCUCACCAACAUGAUGUUUGACUAUAACUACAACUUACAUAACCUUCAAUUUGGACAAACAAACAUAAACAUCCACCUAACUUAGUUUGUUGUACUGUAAAUGCUGUUGUGGCGUUAUAAACAAUGUUUUGUAUUUGAUGUAAAUGCUGGCAGCUAAAUGUUGUAGCCUUGCUUUACUUUUUGAAAAGGUAUUGUAUUUAAACCAACAAAAAUA